This is a messenger RNA of Acaulospora morrowiae, 3216 nucleotides long. The record is from the annotation of a GenBank genome assembly. NCBI's taxonomy places the organism in Eukaryota, Fungi, Glomeromycota, Glomeromycetes, Diversisporales, Acaulosporaceae.
AUGACACUGCUUGGCAAGACCUUCAACAUUUCUGGUAAUCGUGGCACCAAUAUUUCGCGAACACGUCAGUUCGUACGGAAUGUUAGCUUUGUCGAAGUCAGACCAAAGAUAGUUUUGGUUUGUCCAAAGACUUCCAUUGCUCGCACCUCGACCAUUAUGAAAUCGUGUUAUCUCCCGAGGACCCUUCCAUCGAUUAUAUCGCGGCACAAGUCAAAGUUUACCAUAACAAUGGAUAACCUACCAACAUACUCAAAGAAACCCUCGGAGUUUGAUGCUAUCAAAAAAGGACCUGAAUGGGAAAGCACCAUUGGUAAAAUAGUUAGGGAAUCACAAGCGAAAUAUCCUCAUUGCGUCGUGCUCACACGUGUUGGGCAAUUUUGGGAGCUAUACUUCGAGCAAGCAAGAGAAAUCGCACCUCUGUUGGACAUAAAACUUACCAAAAAGAAAUUUGGUCAAGAAUAUUUUCCAUUUGCAGGAUUUCCUUUGCAACACUUGGACAGAUAUUUAACAAAAUUAAUAAAUGAACAUGGUCGAGCGGUGGCCAUCUGUGAUGAGUUUCCAAAUACGGACAUUGAAAAAAGAGUAAAAUUCACGCGUCUAGUCACUCGUAUUAUCACACCCGGAACUUUGAUUGAUGAGAGCUUUCUGCCGCAAGAUCAAAACAAUUUCUUGCUUUCGGUGUCACUAGAAGAAGAUUCAAAUAGGACCGGAUUAGCAUGGGUUGACAUAACCACCGGACAAUUCUACAUGCAAGAGUCUCUUCUGGAAUCGCUCUCGAACGAUCUAUCGCGUAUUAGGCCCAGCGAAGUUGUAUUAAGCGAUACCUUGAAGCUCUUGGAGGAUCAUCCUAUUUGGCAGCAUGUUGAUCGUGGGAUGAAAAGUGUUGCUUUCGAAUCAUGGCAUUCAUUCGACGCUACUCAACCUCAAGCGUGGAUGUCCGAUCAUCAAGAUGACGUGGAAAUUCGGGAAGUUUUCACAGUUUCAGAGUUGAAAGCCAGCGCGGCAUUACUAAACUAUGUCGAAAGGAACUUAAUCGGACGCGUCCCAAAGAUGCAGUUUCCAAUCAGGAUGAAUCCUAAGGACAUAAUGAUUAUCGAUGGGGCAGCCUUGCGCUCAUUGGAAAUUACGACAUCCAUGCGAGAUCUUACAAAGAAAGGAAGCUUAAUGCAUGCUAUACAACGCACCAAGACAGCCUCGGGAACACGUGCAUUGUAUAACUGGUUGCGGUUUCCCAGCACAUCGAUUGACGUGAUUAACAAUCGGCUAGACCUUGUCGAGUAUUUUCAUGACAACACACAUCUUACCAGCGACAUCAUUCAAAUGUUAGGGGAAUGCGAUGAUGCACAAAGAACCUCACAAAAAGUUACAUUUAACCAUUGUAGCCCCGAUGAUUUCUUGAAAUUAAGGCGAACAUUGGAAGUCAUGCUAACCAUUAAGAAUAGAUUGUUUGCGGAACUUUACGUUUCUCCCAGCGAAAGUGUGGGAGCACUUCUGGAUCGUUUAAAACCUCAACAGGAUCUGAUAAGCAUCAUAACGGCAGCUGUUGACGAAGAAGCGCUAAAUAGAGCAAAGGAGAAGCAGUCCAUAGAUGGAAUUAUGACGCCAGAUGGUGCCAUUGAUUUAGAAGAAGAGGAUUUAUUAAAUCUGACAAGAUAUGACGUUGAAAAUGAUAAAAAGAAGGUUAAGACUAGUAAGAGAAAUGGGACGAACGCCAAAGAUGUUGACGCGGAAAUUCAAUCAUUGUUGAAAAAUGAUAAUUGGGUGAUACUUAAAGAUUUUUCACCGCAAUUAAAGACCCUACACAAGGAGCUUGAAAGCGCAUAUCGUGAGAUGAUUAAUCUCCAAAUUAAAUGGCAGACCAAAUUAAAUGGACCACUGUUAGAACUUCGAUCACAUCCUAGUUAUGGUUUUAUUGUAAUUGCCAAAAAAAUCCGCGGUGUUGAUGUUGAAGGUAUCCUGAAAGCGGUGCAAAUAAAUCAUUUUAAAAGUAAGAAAAUAUUUAUUGUGAAGAAAUGGACAGAACUAGGCGGUCAGAUAGAAGACAUCAAAGUAAAGAUACGCGAAGAAGAAAAUAAUGUAUUUCAAUUAAUACGGGAAAAGGUGGUUGAUCCUCAAUCGUCACGUUUAUUUAUCGCCUCACAUUUUAAUCUAUUGAAGGUCGAAGACGAAUGGCAUGUGACAGUAUGCAAUUCCAAGGUAAUGGAUGAACUUGAUAUUGCCACUUCGCUUGCUGUGUUAGCACGAGAACAAAAAAUGGUUCGACCAAUCCUCAACAAUAGCUAUUCUCACAAAAUAGAAGGGGGUCGACAUCCAAUUGUGGAAUCAUCCCUUCAAUUGAAGGGGCAGAAAUUUGUCAAGAACAAUUGUUAUUGUGGAGAGAAAGAACGGCUCUUGUUGAUUACAGGACCCAACAUGGGUGGAAAGAGUACCUAUCUUCGCCAAAAUGCUAUUAUUUCUAUUUUGGCACAAAUCGGAUCCUUCGUUCCAGCUGAUUACGCUGAGAUCGGUAUAGUCGAUCAGAUCUUAAGUAGAGUCGGAGCCUCCGAUAAUUUGUACAAAAAUCAAUCUACGUUUAUGGUGGAAAUGAUCGAAACAGCACAUAUUUUAAAGAAUGCGACGCAAAGAUCGUUUGUUAUCAUGGAUGAGAUUGGUAGGGGAACAACGACACUGGAUGGAAUCGCGAUUUCAUUUGCCACAUUGUUCCAACUGCAUUACAUGAAUCGAUGCAGAACUUUAUUUGCAACACAUUUUCACGAACUACCGAAUUUGAUCAAGGAUUUUGAGCACGCAUCUUGCUAUUGCACUGAUAUUCAAGAAAACGAGGACGGAAGUUUUUACUAUCUUCACGAAUUGAGGCGUGGUGUGAACUGUAACUCGGCAGCACUGAGAGCCGCACAACUUGCAGGAAUGCCAUCAUCGGUACUGAUAGUCGCUAGAAGUGCGUUGGAGUGUCUUAAGAAAUACUCGAAUCCAAUUAAUUUACAUACCGAUUUCCAAGAGGAAGUUGAAAAUAUUAUGCAUCGUGAUUUCAUCAAAGCAAAAGAGAGACGAACAGUGGAAGUUAUUGCGAAAGGAAUGGCUGGAUGUUCUGUGCAAGCAACGACAUACGCAAAAUGCAUAACGAAUCACCUCGAGAACAUAAACAAAGAUUUAUGCGCUAAAGAAUUUGAUGCCUUUAAAAAAUGUUUGCAAAAGGCGAUUGGAAAAUCUUGGUAG